ACCAACAACCACCAACCCGCAACAACCCCACCCACAACAACCAAACCCACAACAACCCCACCCACAGCAACCCAACCCACAACAACCCAACUCACCACCAAACACCCAACAACCCAACCUACCACCAAACACCCCACAACCACCAGACCUCCAACCAAACACCCCACA
This is a messenger RNA of Phasianus colchicus (ring-necked pheasant), 168 nucleotides long. The record is from RefSeq and is a predicted model, not a curated record. NCBI's taxonomy places the organism in Eukaryota, Metazoa, Chordata, Aves, Galliformes, Phasianidae.